AUGGCCAGCUCAGCCCCCACGUCCACGGGCCUCGAGAGUCCGGAGGCGCUCGCGCGUCUGAACGCCGCCAUCAUGGGCGAGCGCAACCCUCGUGGUAUCCCGUCUGCUGUCUUCGUGGAUUCUGUGGACACCUUCAUGGAUGCAUGCGGCGUCAAAAACAUCGAGCCGCUCGUCGGGGCGCUGCAACAGAUGUACAGCAAGUACAAAUUCAUGGAGACGAGUCUCCAGAAGAACCGCGAGACGUUUAAGCGCAAGAUCCCGGAUACCCAGAAGGACUUGAACAUGGUGCGCCACCUUAUCGCCAAGCGGGACGAGGGCGAGACGCUGCAGACGCAGUUCAAUCUGUCCGACAAUGUGUACGCUAAGGCCUCAGUGGACUGCAGUGUGGGCAAGGUCUGCAUCUGGCUGGGAGCCCAGAUCAUGGUCGAGUAUCCCAUAGAUAUCAACCUGGUGCAAGACCCGGAUGACGAUAGAGAGUACAAGGCGAUGGAGUCAGAUUGUGAUAACGAUGAUGGUGCUUCAUGUGGCGACGAGAGUGAGCCGGAGGGAGAGACGGAUGACAUUACCGAAAAAGUCCACGUCGAGGAUGAAGAAGAAGCUGAUGAUACUCUGUUCAACGCAUCUUUGAUCGACUCAGUUGGGGAGGGGGGAAGGGGGGUUAUCGAGUAUUGCGAGCGGCACGAUAAGGGCCGAUAUCCUGCAGGAUAUGUCAAUUUCUGGGUGGGCUAA
This is a messenger RNA of Phytophthora nicotianae INRA-310, 729 nucleotides long. RefSeq lists its product as hypothetical. The coding region runs from base 1 to 729 and encodes 242 amino acids. Gene Ontology annotation, molecular function: tubulin binding. NCBI's taxonomy places the organism in Eukaryota, Oomycota, Peronosporomycetes, Peronosporales, Peronosporaceae. Gene Ontology annotation, cellular component: cytoplasm; prefoldin complex. The record is from RefSeq and is a predicted model, not a curated record. Gene Ontology annotation, biological process: tubulin complex assembly; protein folding; microtubule-based process. The transcript has 3 exons.